This is a messenger RNA of Salvia miltiorrhiza (redroot sage), 1608 nucleotides long. RefSeq names its product cytochrome P450 CYP72A219-like. The record is from RefSeq and is a predicted model, not a curated record. The coding region runs from base 58 to 1608 and encodes 516 amino acids. Gene Ontology annotation, molecular function: oxidoreductase activity, acting on paired donors, with incorporation or reduction of molecular oxygen; monooxygenase activity; heme binding. The transcript has 5 exons. Lineage: Eukaryota; Viridiplantae; Streptophyta; Magnoliopsida; Lamiales; Lamiaceae.
UAGGCACAACGGCGAGAAGAGAACCCACGAAAUGCUACCCAAAAAAAAAAAAACAAAAUGGUAGCCCACUUUCAAAUUCUGGCAGCUUGCGUCGCCUUGAUUGUGUUAGUACAGGCAUGGAAGCUUCUAAACAUGAUGUAUUUGACGCCGAAACGUCUAGAAAGAAUCUUAAGAAAACAAGGGUUCAAGGGAAACCCAUACAGAUUCCCUGCUGGUGAUUUGAAAGAACUAGGGCUCGCCAUUCACGAGCUCCUGUCCAAGCCCCUCAGAUUGGAGGAUGAUAUCAAGCCAAGGGUCAUGACUUUUGUCCACAAAACCAUGCAAAAACACGGAAAUGAGUCCUUCUUUUGGCAAGGGCCACAGCCGUCGGUUAUCAUCACAGACGUGGGCCUGAUCAAGGAGGUGACGGCGAAGCACGCCGUGUUUGGGAAGCCGCUGACGCCGAAUCCACUCACCGAUUUGUUCGCGUCGGGGGUGGUGACGUUGGAGAAGGACAAAUGGGCUAAGCACAGAAAAAUCAUCAAUCCCGCUUUCCACAUUGAGAAAUUGAAGCUGAUGGUGCCUGCCUUCUACAUGAGCUGCGAGGAGGUUCUGAGCGAAAUAGAGAGUAAGAUGUCCGCGGAAGGGUCGUGUGAGCUGGACGUGUGGCCGUAUUUGGAAAACAUAACGAGCGACGCCAUCUCAAGAACUGCAUUCGGCAGCAGCUACGAAGAAGGGAGGCGAAUAUUCGAGCUGCAGAAGGAACAGGCUGACCACGUUCUUGCCGCUCUGCGUUCAUUCUAUUUUCCAGGAGCACGGUUUUUGCCAACCAAAAGGAACAAGAGAAUGAAGGAGAUCGAGGGCCAAGUCCGCCCCAUCAUUCGAGGCCUCAUCGAUAAGAGGGUGAACGCGAUCAAAUCAGGGGAGGCCGUCAAUCCGGACUUGCUAGGGAUGCUGCUCGAGUCCAACUUCCAAGAGAUCGAGCAGCAUGGCAACAAGAGCUUUGGAAUGACCAUUGAUGAAAUCAUAGAAGAAUGCAAGCUCUUCUACUUCGCGGGCCAAGAGACGACCUCGACAUUGCUUUCCUGGACACUGGUUUUACUAGGCAGACACCAAGAGUGGCAGAAGAGAGCUAGAGAAGAAAUCUUCAAUGUCUUUGGCAAAGACAAACCAAAUUAUGAGGGCUUAAAUCAACUCAAACAGGUUUCGAUGAUACUGUUCGAGGUGUUGAGGUUUUAUCCGCCGGUAGUUACGCUGCUCCGACAAACGAAUGAGGAAGUCAAGUUAGGCAAAUACACAUUGCCUAAAGGGAUUGGUCUUACAAUGCCGAUCCUGUUGUUGCAUCACAACCGCGAGUUCUGGGGCGACGACGUAAUGGAGUUCAAUCCGGGGAGGUUUAGUGAUGGGGUGGCGAAGGCGAUGAAGGGCCCCGGCAUGUUCUUCCCCUUCGGGUGGGGGCCUCGGAUAUGCCUCGGACAGAAUUUCGCGAUGGUGGAGGCCAAAAUUGUGCUGGCAAUGAUUCUGCAGCGUUUAUCUGUCGAGCUCUCGCCCUCGUACACGCACGCCCCUCAGAACAUCUUCACCAUGCAGCCACAGCACGGAGUUCAUUUGACUCUGCGCCGUGUCUAG